Messenger RNA from Fomitopsis serialis, 537 nucleotides. RefSeq lists its product as uncharacterized. The record is from RefSeq and is a predicted model, not a curated record. The transcript has 2 exons. The coding region runs from base 1 to 537 and encodes 178 amino acids. Lineage: Eukaryota; Fungi; Basidiomycota; Agaricomycetes; Polyporales; Fomitopsidaceae.
AUGCUUGAACAGCGCAUUCGCGUCGAGUUCCGUAUCAUUGUCCGCGCAUUUGCUCUCAGUCUGGUACAGAAAGCGGACACCCAUCGUUCUCUCGACCUCGUCUCGACCAUAGCGGUUUGCACGUACUGGUUCAACGUGGAUGACCCACGGCUUGUCACAAUUGAGUGGGGUCGGACUUUCAUGGUCCCCGUAGUCGUAGCGAAGCCCAUUGCGUUCGCAAGAAACUAUAGGUUCAAGCUCGUGGAGAAGGAGUUAGUGGAUGGGCGUGACCGUUACCCUCCAUACUUCCCAUUUGCGGCUCGACUGUACCACCUAUGGGAGGCAACUCAUCGAGGUCGCGUCUUCCUGCAAUGGUUCAGGAAUCCCUCGGCUAUCGUCUUCACCGUGAGGGGCAUCGGCUGGGACUUCGGCAAGGGUGUCUACGGUCCCGAGAUAGUCGCCCUCGUUGAAGCUUGGCCUAUUCUUGAGAGCCACCGUGCUGUCGUCAUCGAUAUCCUCGACUUGCCGUUCAAAUCCAAACCUCGCGCCGGAAAGUAA